Molecule: messenger RNA, 2094 nt
Organism: Trypanosoma brucei brucei TREU927
Lineage: Eukaryota; Euglenozoa; Kinetoplastea; Trypanosomatida; Trypanosomatidae
Exons: 1
Coding region: 1-2094 (697 amino acids)
Cellular component (GO): eukaryotic translation initiation factor 4F complex
Molecular function (GO): mRNA binding; translation initiation factor activity; protein binding
Source: RefSeq, a predicted model, not a curated record
AUGCUGUUCAAACCUCGUGGUGUCACCAGCAACGAUCCAAGAUAUGCUGGCGGGUCGCGGCUAAUGUCUGUGUCGGAUCUUCUUGCGUACCGUGACACGUGGCGCGGGCGACCACCUACUGAGAGUUUUUCACUAGCCCAAAUUCUACGAGAUGCACGCGCAGCGGAUUGUAAGCCCGUUGUGACAGAAAAACUUGUCAUGUCGGAGAACGGCUUCAAGGUUAAGUCCCGUGACUCAAUUGAUUCGUUAGAGCGUGGCGUAAGAGCAGUGCAAUCUGCCCUCAACAAACUCACUGAAUGGAAUUUUGACGUGGUAGUGCAGACGGUUCUCACGCCAGAUAUUAUUAUAAACAACGAAGUAGUGAAGGAUGUUGUUCGCCUUAUUUACGAAAAAGCCCUUAUGGAGCCGGUGUUCGCUGGGCUCUACGCGCGGAUGUGCUUUUCAAUUGUUCGUUUUGAAUAUGAGUACCGUACUAAGUUUCUUCCGGGAACGUGUCAGGUUCCCAGUGCCGUGCGUGUGGCAAUCGUAGAGAAAUGCCAACAAAUGUUUACUAACGCGGUAGAGGAAUCCAAGCAAACCAUGUCGGAAGAGCAGGCCGAGAGGCUGCGAAAAAGGAAUGUGAACAAUAUCAAAUUUGCUGGUGAGCUCUUUCUUAAAACACUCAUCACGCAGAAGAUCAUUGAUCGUAUUCUGAACGAAAGAAUAUAUGAAAUGGUUCCCAACGAUAUGGAGCUGGAGGUGAUAAUUAACCUCUUGGAGGUUGUUGGUAAAUUAUACGAAGAAAAGAAUCCGGACGCACAAGAACAGCUGUGGAAAAUGCUCUCUAGCAUGCAGGAGAAUCGGCGCUACUCCAUGCGCAUACGUUUUCUCCUCCAGAACCUCAUUGAUCGACGUAACGGUGGAUGGAAACCGCGAGAACCAGAACAAGUCGUUAUCGAGGAUAUUCAAUCUCAGCAGCAACCUCAACAGCAGUCUCAACAGCAACAGCAACAACAACAACAGCAGCAAUCUCAACAGCAGCCUCAACAGCAACAGCAACAAGGUCAGAAGCACUAUUCCCAACAACAACGACACCAGCAAAGUUUCCCACACCACAACCAACCUCAGUCACAUGGAGGAUAUCACCAGCAUCCGCCACCGCCGCCACCACCGCCACGUAACUCCGAAUACCAACACACGCCGGGGAUGAAGCGAGGUGGCAGCUAUCAUGAAGUUUCGAGCUCACUUGGAAUGGGUGGGCGGUGUUCCCAGAGUACCAAUGAUCUUACACGUGGUGGAUCAUAUAACAAUAUGCCACCACCGGCCCAUGGUUUCUCCGACUCUCGACUCGCACCGGAGGAAAGAAAGCGGUUAAACUUUGCUCGCCCCCCUGCGCAACUGCUUGAAGAGUUUAAGAAAAAUAUUUUGUUUAUUGUUCGCGACGCCGCCGAAGAGGGAAUGGCGGAUCCUGAGGGGAUGAAGGUGCAGUUGAAUGCCCUAGUACCGCAGGAUAGUAACGCUCCGAUCAGUGAAGUCAGCGUUUACGUUACUCUCAUCCGUGCGCUCAUGGACGCAAACGAGAGCGAACGGAAGCUGUUGCUGAGCGUUCUCCAGAAGGGUUCGUUUGAAAACCACAUUCUCACCCGUGGCUUUUCGUGGGCCCUCGCCAAAAUCAUCUCAGACCGAGAUUGCGAUGACUGCCCCCGAAUCUAUGCUCGCUUCGCCGAGGCAGUCUGGAGCAUUCCUUCAUUUAACUUUCGCUGCGUUACGAAGGACAUUGUGUCACGCACUGCCAUCCAUUUGGGUGCACUUUCUGUAGAAUACGAGAGCGAGGGCGAGUGGGAGGAGGAUUUUAUUGCCGUGUGGGAGAACAUUGUCACAGCCAGCGAAACCGGGCGACAAGGGGAGAGUAAGCCAUCUGUGGCUGACAUGAUGGAAAGUAUAGCGCCCUCGUGUACGGUGCCAUUCAUGUGCAACGUCCUUCCUGACUUUGUUGCCGUGAUGGUCCAGGCUCGCUUUUUCACAGAAGAAGAGCUGGGUGCGUGGCGUAAUAAGAACAAGGACAACUCAAAGGUGUUCUCGUUGUUGGAAGAACUCUCAGUUAUAUAUGCGUGA